This is a messenger RNA of Gasterosteus aculeatus aculeatus (three-spined stickleback), 1696 nucleotides long. RefSeq names its product mitochondrial rRNA methyltransferase 3a (gene mrm3a). The record is from RefSeq and is a predicted model, not a curated record. Gene Ontology annotation, biological process: RNA processing. Lineage: Eukaryota; Metazoa; Chordata; Actinopteri; Perciformes; Gasterosteidae. Gene Ontology annotation, molecular function: RNA methyltransferase activity; RNA binding.
UAGUGCAAGUAGGUUAGUGAAUACGCAGUAAAUUAUUAACUUUACUGAUUAAACUAGGGUGCUUUUAGAUAAUCACAUCAUGCAAUAUUUCCUCCACCACAGCUGGUGGCGUAAAGCGCGCAGUGUCGGUGCUACAAAACGAGAGAAGAAGAAACGGGGCAAACAUGGCAGCCUACACGAGAAGCGUGAUAUGCCUUGUUUCCAUGGAGCGGAGUUCUCUUCUGUCGAGGGGGAGCGCUGUGUUUGUGGAAUCGAAGCGGUACGUACGCGGACUGAGGAGGAAACCUGUCCAAGUGUUGAUGCCCGAAGACGUGACGGAUAAAGCCGCCAGGCCGCCGCCAGCAGCGCGAGACGCCCGGAGGCAGCAGCCGGGACAAGAAGUAGUUCCGAUGAACCCUCCCGAGCAGCGCUUCGCUAAAGCGAAGAGCAGUGUGCAUUUGGCUGUGAAAAACACCGUUCAAAACGAUCUGAUUGAUGGGCUUCGCUUCGAGAGAGCUCUGCCGGGAGAUAAACGACUGGCGCGGUUAGUGAGCGUUGCACGCUCAAGGACCUUUCGGGAGCACCAGGGUAAAAUCCUCCUGGAGGGCAGGCGCUUGAUCUGUGACGCCCUGGAUGCUGGAGCCAACCCACAGAUGGUGUUCUUCAGUACCGUGGAUCGACUCCGGGAGCUGCCUUUAGACAAGCUGAAAAGGGCCACGCUAGUCAAAGUCAAGUUUGAGGAAAUCAAGAUCUGGUCCGACCUUGUGGCCCCACAAGGGGUGAUCGCCAUAUUUUCUCGUCCGGACCCUUUGCGAUUGAACUUCGCUAAUGAGGAUCAUUCAGUGCCGUUGUCCUUGAUAUGCGACAACAUACGAGAUCCCGGCAACCUUGGGACUAUGUUACGAUGUGCAGCCGCUGCUGGCUGCCAUAAUGUCCUACUCACAAAAGGUUGUGUUGACGCUUGGGAGCCUAAAGUUCUGCGUGCAGCAAUGGGCGCCCAUUUCCGCCUACCCAUCUAUCCCAGCUUGGGCUGGGCUGAUGUGGAAAAACAUCUCCCUAAACUCGUGACUGUGCACGUGGCGGACAGCGGCUGCAGAGAACCGGAGAAUUCACACGUUAACGAGUCUCAGAAACCCUCCAAAGCCGGAGACUAUGGCUGGGUCAGCACGAAGCCCAAUCAAAAGAACACGCGCUACGAGGAAUACCAUUCAGAUUCUGACUCAGACUCAGAUUGUGAGGGAGGGCGACUCUCCCUUCCGAACGUGGACACCAAGCUGUACCACGAGAGCUGGGCGCAGAGCGCCACUGCCCUGGUGAUAGGCGGCGAGACGCACGGCCUGAGUGUGGAAGCAGUAGAGCUGGCUGAGCGAACCGCCGGCCGCCGGCUCUUUAUUCCAGUCGUUCCGUUUGUGGACAGCUUGAAUUCAGCUAUGGCUGCCAGUAUCCUUUUAUUUGAGGGCAGGAAGCAGCUGUUGAAACUAAUGCAGGCAUCUGGAGGGAAAUCGAAAUCUAAAGCCGGGGAGCAGCUCUCGUGAGAAGUGUGGGACUUGUGUAUAUUUAUCAAUGUCACUACAGAAUGAAUUAUUAAAAUUUCAAUUUGUCCUAAGAGUAAACCACUGGAUUUCAAUUAGUAAUUUGUGAAAUGGUCCUAUUUCAAGUUAAAUGAGUUGGCUUGUAUGCAUUCAGGAAUUAUCUUCACUAAAAUGUGAGAACUGGU